CGUGAAGCUGUUACGUUCUUGGUAGUAUGAUAAUAUGAGAAUCGGCAAAAAACUAAAUAGAGCUAGUAUAAAUAGUAAGCCGUCUUUGGCUAAGUUAAGUUUCGUUCGGAGAUCCAUCAACAUGUUGUAUGUAAAAUCUGUGGUAUUGCUUCUUGUCAUCGCUGUCUUUGAAUGUAGAGCUGGUCGACUCGACUAUGAUUCGCAAGGAUCCGGAUGGCAGUCUGGCUCAGCCUCUGGAUGGGACGACUCGGCCUGGGGCGGAUUCCGUUCCGGAGGUGAUCCUGGCAGAUCUGCCUCCUGGGGAUCCUCUGGAAGUGCUGCCAGAUCCGGAUGCGCCGGCUCCAGGUCUUCAGGUUGGAGCAGUAACCCUCAAUAUCAAAACGCCUGGUAGACACUCUUUACAGAACGACUCCAAGCAUCAACGGAAAUGUUGCCUGUAAUAUUAGUGAAGUAAUGCAAU
Molecule: messenger RNA, 460 nt
Organism: Aricia agestis (brown argus)
Lineage: Eukaryota; Metazoa; Arthropoda; Insecta; Lepidoptera; Lycaenidae
Exons: 3
Coding region: 35-391 (118 amino acids)
Source: RefSeq, a predicted model, not a curated record